This is a messenger RNA of Seriola dumerili (greater amberjack), 1636 nucleotides long. It is a transcript of the gene cd4-2.2, whose product is annotated as T-cell surface glycoprotein CD4-like. The transcript is spliced from 9 exons. Gene Ontology annotation, cellular component: membrane raft; external side of plasma membrane. Lineage: Eukaryota; Metazoa; Chordata; Actinopteri; Carangiformes; Carangidae. Gene Ontology annotation, biological process: interleukin-15-mediated signaling pathway; positive regulation of ERK1 and ERK2 cascade; T cell activation. Gene Ontology annotation, molecular function: protein tyrosine kinase binding; MHC class II protein binding. The record is from RefSeq and is a predicted model, not a curated record. Bases 169 to 1104 code for a protein of 311 amino acids.
UCCAAAGAGCAGGUUUCUCUUUAGAUGUCUUCCGCCUUCUACAGUUUUGUAUCCUUGCUCUCUUGAGUUUGAUGAAGUGAAGCACAGAGAGGAUGAGGAAACAUUUUGGCCUCCAAUAACAGCACGAAAGUCGCUAUACUGCCUCAAAAUUCAGAUCCACCAUUCAGAAUGAAGAUCAUUGUGUGGUUGGGGUUUGUGCUCAGUGCACUCUCUGCUGCAGGUGAAGUGAUCCAAACAAGACCAGGGCAGAGUGUCACAUUGGACUGUGGACCCAGCACCCCAAGGGGAGACCUGUCAUGGUUGCAUGGAAAUGAUCGGAUUUUUUAUGUUAAUUCAAAGUCCGGCUUUCAUACCAAAGGUCCAGCUGCCGUUAAUUUGAGGUCAAAGCUGAAGUCUGGGAAGGACCUCGAGAUCACUGGGGUGAAGAGAGAAGAUGCCGGAAAGUUCACUUGCAUGGCAGGCGGGAAAUCUGUUGAGCACACACUUCUUGUGGUUUCAGUUUCGGCCACCUCCCCUGACAGUUUCCAGGCAGGUAGCACUGUUAUCCUCCAAUGUGAUGUAAACGGUCUGGAGAAAAGCCCUGAAGUCGAAUGGAAGAGGCCAGGUGGAAAUAAAGUGCUAAAGCAAGCGAAAGUUAUUCUUAGUCAUGUAGCCCUCUCAGAUGAUGGGACCUGGGAGUGUAUGUUUUCCCAUGGCGGGAAGCUGUACAGUGAGAACCUAGAAGUUGAAGUUAAAGAGCCUGCCACUGAAGCACCUAGAUCAUCCCCGACCCAAAGCUCAAAGGACAACCCUAAGUCACCCUGCCUCAAAUGCGGUAAUAACCAUCAGUCUGGGUCCGGUUUUGGUAAGCUCAGUUGGUGGAUGUGGGUUGCAGUUGGAGUUGGCUGCCUGGUUGUGGUUCUCCUGGUAGUGUUUGUCAUUGUAUUGUGCAAGAAGAUUAGAAGAAGGAAGAAAAAAUUACAGAGGAUGAAGAAUGGCCGACAGUCACUGAGACCCAACCAGUUCUGCCAGUGUAACCGACCAACAGCUGCAGGAAAACCACAGCAAGGGCGUCAGAAAGGGAAGCCAUCAGCCCUCCCUCUGCAACCCCUGCUAAAGGAGUGACAUGAAAGACAGACUGAAGAAAGGAGAGACAGAGAAAAAGAAAAAAAAAUGAAAGGAGGGGGGAAAGAGGAGUAGAUGGAGAUAAGGAAAAAGAGAGAGCAAGUGAAAGAGAACCACAGUGUGAAUACGGCAUGAAUGUAAAUGGGCUUUUGAAUGCUCUUGAUGAAAAUGAAGUAAAAUCAAAUGUAAUGAUGUGGGCACUUUGAGCUUUUUCACCAGAUAUAAUCAGUGGACUGAAUGCAAAUAGGCCGUCCCUCUGCAGGCCUAUUUGACAACAGUCUGUAAUUAUUUUUGUUUUUUACAUUUAUGCAGCAUAUUAACAUGUUAAGCCUCGUAUAUCCCUGCAUACAGCAUUGUCAACUCCCUACCCCUUUGCAUCUUAAAUAAUAUUCAACUGAUUUAGAUAUAUUUCUUCCUUGUGUUUCUGUGUGUUCGAUAGAUAUAGACUUGUCUUUAUUUCUGUAUGUUGUAAAUGGAAAGAUUGAGGUACUGUACUGAAAUUUAAUAUCUACUCUUCAGUCAAUAAACUGUA